GAAACGUGAACGUGUUCACAACUCUUUUUUUUCAGUUGCGACAGCGUGGUGACUCAAGUCAAACUAAAAUUGAUAAUAAGGAAAAAAAAGAACAUAAAUAUUAAACAUUUAAUUUAUCAAAUAGUUACUAGAAUCAAAUUUUGUGCAAAAUGGUUGAUGAAAAGGCACCGGGAAUAAAGGAGUUCUUCAAGGGACGGGAUAUUUUUAUCACUGGCGGGUCUGGUUUUAUGGGUAAAGUGUUGAUUGAGAAGCUGUUACGAUCGUGUCCAGAUUUAAAUCGAAUUUUUGUGCUGAUUCGUGGAAAAAAGAAUAAAACGUCCGAGCAGCGACUGGAAGAGUUGGGAAAAGUGCCCGUUUUCGAUCGACUGCAUCAGGAGCUACCGAAUCAUUUCAGUAAAUUGUGCGCAAUCAAUGGAGAUUGUACGCAAAUAGGUCUUGGCAUCAGUGAUGAGGACUUUAAGCGAAUGGAGAAUGUGUCGGUGAUUUUCCAUUCGGCGGCUAGUGUGAGAUUUGAUGAUGCACUGAAAAAUGCAAUUUUGCUAAAUACGCGCGGAACCGUUGAGGUUAUGCGGUUGGCCGAAAAACUCAAACAAAUUCGUGUUGUUCUCCAUGUGUCGACGACCUACUGUAAUCCAACAAAGAAAAUCGUCGAAGAGAUGAUCUAUCCGCCGAACGGUGACUGGGAGAUGGCCAUCAAAAUUGCCGAAAAGUAUGAUGAAACCACAUUGAAUGCAUUGACACAGAAAUUCACCAAUGCAGAGCCUAAUACGUACACAUUCACAAAGGGAUUGGCUGAACAGGCCGUUAAAGAUUUUAGUGAUCGAUUGCCCGUCGUUAUCUUUCGACCGUCGAUUGUUGUGAGUUCACUGGACGAACCGAUGCCGGGAUGGAUCGAUAAUUUCAAUGGUCCAACUGGUUUAUUGUUGGCUUGUGGUUUGGGAUUGUUGCGCACUACGUACGGUGAUCCAGAUGUAGUGAGCGAUUUCACGCCCGUUGACACCUCAAUCAAGGCGAUGAUAGUCGCCGCCUGGAAACGUGGGGUCGAAUCCGAACUACCCGAAGUUCCCGUUUACAACUGUUCAACAUCCAUUCAGCGUAAAUUUACCACCGGAUUCAUUGUCGAAAUGGGACGAAAGCUAGCGCCCGAUGUGCCAAUCGACAAAAUGAUUUGGUUGCCCGGAGGCAGUAUCACCAAAUGCAAAUACAAUAACUACAUUCGGUUUAUUCUAUUCCAACUGUUUACUGCAUUUUUCAUAGAUUUCGUGUUCAAAUUGACGGGGCAACGACAAUUUGUCGCAAAAUUACAGCGUAGGAUAUAUGGUGCAAAUUUAGCCCUGCACUAUUUCAUUACCACGCAUUGGGUAUUUAAAAAUGCAAAAUUCUUGGCGCUGAAUGACAUCAUCAAAACCGAAGACAAUGAGGAUUUUCGAUUCGAUCGCUUCGUGACCGGUGACAUCAGAAAGUACUUCAUCGCUUGCAUGUACGGCGCUCGACGUUAUUUACUUAACGAAAAGGAUGAGAACCUACCUCGAGCCAGACGCAAUUACAAAAGAUUUGCUCUGGCUCAUUAUACAUUGGUGCUGGUGUGGUACACUUUCCUCUUUUACACGAUCUUCAUUAAAUACAAUAUUCUCGGAAGAAUCUGGGCUUGGACUGAUUUUACUAAAUAAACUGAAUUUUCAAUAAUAAAAUGAAAACAGAAUCGAGAGAAA
Messenger RNA from Sitodiplosis mosellana (orange wheat blossom midge), 1712 nucleotides. Its product is annotated as putative fatty acyl-CoA reductase CG5065. Gene Ontology annotation, cellular component: peroxisome. The coding region runs from base 150 to 1670 and encodes 506 amino acids. Gene Ontology annotation, biological process: long-chain fatty-acyl-CoA metabolic process. Gene Ontology annotation, molecular function: alcohol-forming very long-chain fatty acyl-CoA reductase (NADP+) activity. Lineage: Eukaryota; Metazoa; Arthropoda; Insecta; Diptera; Cecidomyiidae. The record is from RefSeq and is a predicted model, not a curated record. The transcript is spliced from 7 exons.